This is a messenger RNA of Frankliniella occidentalis (western flower thrips), 1860 nucleotides long. It is a transcript of the gene nclb, whose product is annotated as periodic tryptophan protein 1 homolog. Lineage: Eukaryota; Metazoa; Arthropoda; Insecta; Thysanoptera; Thripidae. Gene Ontology annotation, molecular function: protein binding. The transcript is spliced from 11 exons. The record is from RefSeq and is a predicted model, not a curated record. Gene Ontology annotation, cellular component: nucleus. The coding region runs from base 114 to 1775 and encodes 553 amino acids. Gene Ontology annotation, biological process: rRNA processing.
GCUAUUUCUCAUACUCAUUUGAAUGCGUACCUAACCCAACCUCCUGUUCACGUGUGCAUGUGUAUAUAUUUUAAGUUACUUGGGUGAAUUAUUUUGUUUGGGGAGAUAGCGUCAUGGAGGGAGCGGGGCAAGAGGAGAGGCUAAAUUUCAUCCCAUGUCUCACUUGGGUCAAAAGAGGGGUUGCAAAAGCAGAACCCGAUAAGGUAAAACUUUCCGAAGAAGAGUUGGCCACUUUAUUGAAAGAAUCUGAAGCUGACUUGCCAUCUGAUGAAAAUGAUUUGGACGAAUCCAAUAGUGAUGAAGAUGAAGCAGCUGAAACACCAAGUACUUCAGUGUCCCUCAAAAAAGAGACCGCCACCAAUUCCGGUGAUGACAUGGAAAAUAAGUAUGAUUUUGAUGGUUAUGAUGAUGAAAUAGAGAAACCCGAUGUUAUUGGAGGCAUAGCUGGUCUUACGGUCUACUCUAGUAACAAGGAUGACCCUUAUAUUACACUACCAGAUGAUUCUGACAAUGAUAGUGAACAGGGCGAUGACUUAAUAAAACCCAAUGACAACCUUGUGCUUGUGGGGCAUGUAAUUGGAGAUCAGGCUACUCUGGAAGUUUAUGUUCAAAAUGAGGAAGAAGGCUCCUUAUAUGUUCAUCAUGAUAUAUUAUUGCCUGAUAUACCCCUGUGUUUAGAAUGGUUAAAUUAUGAUCCAUCAUCUCCAACUGAUACCAAUCUUUGUGCUGUUGGGGGAAUGACACCAGUUAUUCAUGUAAUUGAUUUGGAUAUUGUUGAUUGUUUGGAACCUGCAUAUGUACUUGGGUCUGCUGAUGUUGAAAGUAAUGACCCUGUAGCAGUUCACUUUAAAAAGAAGAAGAAGAAGGGCAAAAAGAAACGAGAUCACAUUGGGCAUAAAGAUGCAGUUCUCGACCUUUCUUGGAACACUAAUUUUACUCAUGUGCUUGCUAGUGGUUCAGUGGACCAAACAGUCAUUCUUUGGGACCUUGAGAAUGGCACAGUAAAUACCACUCUUGACGCCUUUCGUGAAAAGGUGCAGACAAUCAAGUGGCACCCCUUUGAAGGACAAACACUGUUAACUGGAAGUUGUGAUAUGGCUGUCCGGGUAUUUGACUGCAGAAGUAAAGAUUCUUACAAGGCUUGGUCAAUGCCUGGUGAAGUUGAACGGGUGAUAUGGAACCACUACAAUCCAUUCUGUUUUUUGGCCAGCACAGAUAAAGGCACAGUGCACUACAUUGAUUGUCGAAAUGAUAAACCAGUCUGGGAGCUCUCUGCACACUCUAAAGAAGUGACAGGUCUUAGUUUGAGUUCUGCUUGCCCUGGUCUUCUCUUUACUGGAUCAAGUGAUGGCCUUGUAAAAGUGUGGGAUAUAGAGGAACAGUCCAAACCAGUAUGGGUUUGGGAAAAUGAUGUCAAGCUGGGUAACUUACAAUGUCUUGGAUCAAGUCCAGAUGCUCCUUUCACAUUAGCUGCUGGAGGAGAUAAAAAGAGCCGAAAUUUUGGAGUGUGGGAUCUCUGUGAUAACGUAGCAGUUUCAAACAGGUUUUCAAAGCGCCCUCUUCUUCUUCCCGUGAAGAAGGAAGAAUCCACAACUGAAGAUGAAAGUCCAUCAAAUGUGGCAAGUUCAUCUGUUAUGGAUACUGUGGCUACUGCAAUGGAUGAUCUAUGCUUAUCAUUAUCAAAUGAACCAAAAGAUAAAUUGAAGAAAUUGUCCGGACACACUAAAGUUAUAAAGAAAACUAAAAAGAAGAAGAAAGCAGCUGUUUCAAAGUAGGCUAUUAGAUAACAAUAAAGUGUAUAAAUUCCAACAAUUAAGUGAGAUUUAUUAAAAUCCAAUUAAAUUACUAUAAAACUCUUUA